Molecule: messenger RNA, 2179 nt
Organism: Phanerochaete carnosa HHB-10118-sp
Lineage: Eukaryota; Fungi; Basidiomycota; Agaricomycetes; Polyporales; Phanerochaetaceae
Exons: 11
Biological process (GO): protein phosphorylation
Molecular function (GO): JUN kinase kinase kinase activity; ATP binding
Source: RefSeq, a predicted model, not a curated record
UCGCACAAGCCCCUUAGUAAAUCUCUACUCGCACAAAUAUUACGUAAUGCCAAGUGCACGAUUUCGCUGAGACUGCUAAGGUGCGGACACUGCGUGCCUACCGCACAUUUCCAUGCUCGAAAGCACCGCCGCCAUCCGCACGCACACGGCACGGCAGGUGCGAGGCGCAGCAAACACGCCUCUAUGAACGUGACCAAGCGACCUCAGCUUUAAUCGUGCCAGCAUGGACAGUUCCGUAGCGGGGGUAUAGCUGCCGGUACGAUCGAUGCGCAAUGGCAAACACGGAGUGCGACGAGAAUGUUACUCCAGAAGGCCAGCACUUUCGAGCCCCCUACGUUGCCGACGCAAGGCGUCAAGAUCUGGAGAACCCCACAAGCUUCCAGUGCAGACGGUGUGAUAAUCGAUUCAUGAGCCAAGAAAUGGCAAUAUUGCACGACGAGAUGGAACACACGAGAGCACCUGUACAUCGCCAAAGUACCGAAGCGUCUAGUAAGCCUUCCGGCGAGCCCGUAAGGAGCCCUGGAUUACGGAGUAUUUAUCAGCAAACCUCAGCCCUUAUCGCCAACGAUGUCCGUCGUUUAUUGGACAGGAACCACGAUAUACACGCCGCCCGUUCUGCAUACAACUUACUUUUAGCGUUAGAGCACCUGUGGCAGUCGGCCCCAAGUUGUGCCGCUUUGCUGGCCAAAGCGAUACCACAACGUUCAAAACUGGUUGAACUUUCGUCCAAGUUACCAUGCCGUCAAGGUCCCCUUUGGAAAGCUCUUGAUAGUGACGACCGCUCGGUCCUCAGGAUGCUCCGGCAGGCUAUAUUCUCCGAGAAAGAAGAGAUCAUGAGGCUACGCGGGGACAGUGCGGCUUCCUUCCUGACUCUCGUCGACUUGAUUCUGUAUCCUAGUGGUCUCGGACAGGAUCUCCGAUUCUCUCAGCUGCUGACCGCUGCGCUGGAUACAGGCGUGCAAGCCUUCAGAAGCCAGCUGCAGCGUGCCAGUGUAAGGCUAUCGAUGGCCUCGUUUCAACUCCCGGAGGGUUUGUACCUCACAGGCGUCGCCCUAAUGGACUCAGAGCACGUUGCUACUGGGGCAUACGCUGACGUUCGCAUGGGCCGAUAUCUCGGGCGCCUAGUGGCACUGAAGACGAUGCGAGUUUUCAGCCGACAGAAACCCAACGAGCUACACAAGAGCCAGAAGACAUUUUGUCGCGAGAUCUCGCUAUUGCACGGCCUCGACCACCAAAACAUAUGCGGACUCAUUGGCGUUGACCGCGCAUUAUUUGGCGGACGUUUCUGUCUGGUGAUGGAUUGGAUGCCGCAUGGGAACGUCAUUGACUUUAUUCGGGCCAACUCUUUUGUUCUCGGUGAAGUUGAACAGCUCGUGAUGGAGAUAGGCCUGGCGUUAGAAUACCUACAUAGCAAGAAUGUGGUCCAUGGAGACCUGCAUGUGAGAAACAUUCUUAUCGACGCUGGCCGUCACGUCCGUCUUGCAGACUUUGGAUUGUCAGAUUUCUCCGACGCAUCCUCUGCCAGCGUCAGCUCCGCGUCUAUUGGUGCGGUUCGAUUUAUGGCGCCCGAAAUUUUGGACCCGGAGAGAUUUGAUUUACAGCGCGUGCAGCACACUCCCAAAAGCGACAUCCACUCAUUUGCGAUGUGUGUUUGGACGAUCUUUGAUGGCAAUGCCCCAUUCCACGAUUACUUAGCAGUCAAGGCUACGUUGGCGAUUAUCGAAGGCAAGCGCCCCUCGCAGCAUACAGCCAUGCACCCUCUCCCGUCACCUUUAUGGUCUCUACUGAAUCUUUGCUGGCAAGAGCAGCCGAGAGAUAGGCCCAGCUCUCCGGAUCUCUGCCUUCGCCUUCAGCACAUAUUCAACUCUCCCGCUUCCGCUUUAUCGACGUCCCGUUCAAAGACGAAAGGCCUCAGCAGCGAAAGAUCGAGCCCAGCACCCUGUCUGCGCGAGGACGAUUCUGAUAACGAGUCAACCGCUGGCAUCUGCAACGAGAGCGACGAUGGCGGACUCAACCCGCGUCAAACACUGCAGCGGAGCCGCGGCGUGCAGUCCACCAGAUGCACGCCUGUCGCGAAGUCCAAUUUGCUGAACAUCCCGCUACCGAGCCCAGUUGAGCGUCCGCGCACCAGUCCGGCAGUCAUACAAAGCUCGGUGCCGCCAACCGUCCGCAACCUGGC